Peniophora sp. CBMAI 1063 is the source of this 1788-nucleotide messenger RNA. The record is from the annotation of a GenBank genome assembly. NCBI's taxonomy places the organism in Eukaryota, Fungi, Basidiomycota, Agaricomycetes, Russulales, Peniophoraceae.
AUGAUUGACAAACUUUCCAAGCCUUUGAACGUGGGAGCUGCUGAACACGCUCACGACAACCAGAUGUCCUCACCAUCUAUCUUCAUCCUGCCCUUCGAACUACUGUCAGUGGUCAUAGAAGCCGUUGCUCAGUGCGAACCACCUCGUUCUCCGGUGUCUUUUUACGACCGAGAGGCAGUGCGAACGGAACUCGAUCCAUACAUGCGCGCGCGCUUGUGGGAACCUCUCGUACAGGGCGGUACGCUAGGGUGGAUUAGACUUUCGCAUGUCUGCCACGCCUGGAGGACCCAUAUCUGCGAGAAUAUGUCUACGCUAUGGGGCCAUUAUAUUGGCUGUUUCUCGCGCCACGGUGCGCUCGACGAGAUGCUCCGACGGGCAGGAGAGAGCACACCGUUAUCAGUGACGUCUGGUCUAGAUGGGAAAUCUAUCGCUGCACUGUACCCGUUGCAGCUUCUUCGCCAUCGCCACCUCGCCACUGUUACUCUGUCGGAAGCGAAGCGAUCGUCCGUCGACUCUCGUAUACGUUCUAUCCACGUCGUCGACUUGCGAGGAGAUCAUAAUGAUCUGCACCACGAUCCUCGCUCAUCCAUUUUCAACGCAGUUACCCAAUUACGCGUCUUUGAGAUGCAUUUCUUGCACAAUGGUCGUGGCACUUUCGGACCAGACCAUCUCAUCACUAGCCCGCUGGUCAUAUCCUCGCCCCUUCUUCGCGAAGUGCGCCUUACAAACUGCCUUUUUUCGUGGACGACCGCACACCUUACCCAUCUCUCUCUUGCGUUGGACUGUGGUGAGUUUUCUGGUGACAUACUCGUCAAAAUACUGCGCGAGGUCGCGCCGACCAUCGAAGUGUUGGAGCUCGAUUAUUGUCUUCCAAUGGAGUAUUUCGACCACCCUCGCCCGACGUUCUCAUUCCCGAAACUGCACCACCUACGCCUCCGCGAUCAGGAUAGGUGCCUUGCGGGUUUCUUACAAGUCUUUCACCAUGCGCUCUUGGCGAAGCUCGAUCUCACGCUGAAACCCACACGUAACUGGAAGAGUAUAGCUGGACCUUGCAUGAAUGGCGCACUACGGUUAUUGCGCCAUGCUUCAGGUCAGCUUUGCGACUCUUUGACUGUCACCCCGGAAUUCAGUGAACAGCGUGACGAUGGCGUGCUCAGAGAGCACAUCCGGUUCAGCUUCUUUCGAGACUCGAUUUCGGCUCGGCCCUCCCCAUUUGCGGCCGAGUUUGAUCUGUCUAUCAUGGCUGUCGAAAAUCCUCGCGAUAUCCACGUAUUCUACUCCGAGUGUUUCCUCGUGAUUCGAAACGCGUUGGAAGACGCCAUGCCGGACCUUUGGUCCAAUAUCAUCAGUUGUGACCUCAACCUGCCUUCAUGGAAGCACCGGCUCAUCUAUUCGCAUGUGCUCCAGAAGCUGCCAAACUUAUGCCGAGUACGCAUCGUCGAGUUGUGCAACCUGGCGAAGUUCUCGUCCGCGGAGAACACAGUCCUUCCCUGGGACAGCAUUCACUCUCUCAAUCCGCACUUGGAACAGUUAAGGAUCGUACAGAGCGGGAAGUUGACACCCAGAGUGAUCACUUCGUAUGGCUCCGUUCUAGCUGGCGAACUAAAGGCCGCGACCUCAAUCGUUGCUGAUUGGAGCCAAGUACGCAGGGCGCCUCUUGCCCUUCUGCGCCUGGAUAUGGUUAACUCUGGCGAGAUCUGCGAAGUGGGGGAGAAGUUAAAGGAGAGCGUCAUCGCGAUGUUUGAUGGGGUUGCGGAGAGGGUGGAGCUAGAGUUCAUUGAGGCUUGA